Messenger RNA from Exaiptasia diaphana, 740 nucleotides. Its product is annotated as low-density lipoprotein receptor-like. Gene Ontology annotation, cellular component: plasma membrane. Gene Ontology annotation, molecular function: protein binding. The record is from RefSeq and is a predicted model, not a curated record. The transcript is spliced from 5 exons. The coding region runs from base 9 to 740 and encodes 243 amino acids. Lineage: Eukaryota; Metazoa; Cnidaria; Anthozoa; Actiniaria; Aiptasiidae.
UAUCGCGUAUGACUUCACCAAACGUGUCACCUCGCAAUGAAAAUAUAAAGUUGUGUUUGGAAUUUGAAUAUCUAAUGCCUGUUAACGCUCCAACUUGUCAAUUAUCAGUCAGUUUUCAUUCAAGAAUAUACUGGCUGCUUCAGGGUUACCAUGGUGAUUCCUGGAAUCAUGCCAGUGUYUCUUAUGAGGAUGGCUCGAAAAAAUUUAAGGUUGAAUUUGUUGGAAAUUCCACCAAAACAGACUGCAAGGUAUAUCUUCGUAAUGUGAAAAUGACCACCAAAGUUUGCGCUAUUAAACCUGUUUUUGCAUUUCCUGGCCAUAAUUGUAGCAAAGGAGAGCUGAUGUGUUCAAACGGCGUUUGUUWUCCCUACUCCCUGCGUUGUAACGGUAAAGUCGAUGGUUGUUCAGACGRGUCGGACGAGAGUGGCUGUGCUUGUCGCUCUGACGACUUCAAAUGUUCAGAUGGAAAAUGCCUUUCAACGUCUAAACUUUGUGACGGCAACAAAGAYUGUAAAAAUGGAAUGGACGAGAAGAAUUGCGAGAAAGGAUGCCAAGGUGCAUUGUGCGCCAGUGGAAACUGUAACUCGAUAUCUUCUGUGUGUUCAAGAAAAGUCCAAUCUACUUCAGAUCCUUGCUUUGUUCCCGAGACUGAAUGCUUGCUGGAAGAAAUUGGAAGAMUUGAUUAUGAAGUUUGCAAUGRUUUACAUGGUAUUGUAGCCCUUAUUAAAACACGUCAAUAA